This is a messenger RNA of Dendrobium catenatum, 4902 nucleotides long. Its product is annotated as ABC transporter G family member 42. Gene Ontology annotation, cellular component: membrane. Gene Ontology annotation, molecular function: ATP binding; ABC-type transporter activity; ATP hydrolysis activity. Lineage: Eukaryota; Viridiplantae; Streptophyta; Magnoliopsida; Asparagales; Orchidaceae. The record is from RefSeq and is a predicted model, not a curated record. The transcript has 22 exons. Bases 123 to 4649 code for a protein of 1508 amino acids.
AAACCCUCUCCGAUUCACAUCCUUUAUCUCCUCCAUCCUCCAAAAGAACCAGUAGAGUGAGAAAGUCACAUUUAUGUAAAGAAGCAGAGAGAGAGAGAGAGAGGAAAUUGUAGAGAGGAUCGAUGGAGAGGGUUUGGGAUUCAGGUAAAAAGGCGAGUUUGCGGCUGAGUAGAAGCAUCAGCCGAGGAAUGAAUCUGGAGAAUUGGGGAGUAGACGAGGCCUUCACAAGAAGCAAUACUGCAUCUUCAAGACGCCGCAUCGACGACGACGAGGAGGCGCUCCGGUGGGCUGCCAUAGAGCGACUUCCCACUUACAAUCGAGUUCGCGUAGGAAUCCUCAAGUCCUUCGUCGAAGACGGCGCAGCCGAAGCCGCCGCCGCCGGAGUUGAUGGCGGAGAUCAAAUUAAACAGCAGAGAUUGGUGCAUAAGGAGGUGGAUGUGAGAAAGCUCACCGUCGACGAGCGGCAGCAGUUUAUCCACCGUGUUUUUAAAGUAGCUGAAGAAGAUAACGAGCGCUUCCUCACCAAAUUCAGAAACAGGAUUGAUAAGGUUGGAAUCCAACUUCCAACGGUCGAGGUACGGUUCAAGAACCUGAAGGUAGAGGCACAAUGCUACGUCGGCAAUCGGGCCCUACCAACGCUCGCCAACUCAGCACAGAACAUCCUGGAGUCAGCCCUCGAAGCCAUCGGCAUCCGACUCAACAAGCGCGCUACUCUCACCAUCCUCAAAGACAUCUCCGGCAUCAUCAAACCCUCUAGGAUGACGCUUUUGUUGGGGCCACCGUCGUCGGGGAAGACGACUCUUCUAUUAGCUCUGGCUGGAAAGCUUGACUCCACUCUUAAGGCGAGCGGUGAGAUAACCUACAAUGGUUACCGGCUGAAUGAGUUCGUGCCGCAGAAAACGGCGGCGUAUAUUAGCCAGAAUGAUGUCCACGUCGGCGAGAUGACCGUUAAAGAAACACUGGACUUCUCUGCCAGGUGUCAAGGCGUGGGAGCACGAUACGAUCUUCAAACGGAGCUGUUAAGGCGAGAGAAAGUGGCAGGGAUUUUUCCAGAAGCCGAAGUUGACCUCUUCAUGAAGGCCACUUCGAUGGAAGGGGUGAAGAGUAGCCUCCAAACGGACUACACUUUACGGAUACUGGGACUGGAUAUCUGUGCUGAUACCAUCGUUGGAGAUGAGAUGCAAAGGGGGAUUUCUGGUGGUCAGAAGAAACGCGUCACUACUGGUGAGAUGAUCGUGGGGCCAACAAAUACAUUAUUCAUGGAUGAAAUAUCAACUGGGCUUGAUAGUUCUACUACUUACCAAAUUGUAAAAUGCUUGCAACAAAUCGUGCAUUUAGGGGAUGCCACCAUUCUCAUGUCUCUUCUACAACCUGCACCUGAAACGUUUGAUCUCUUUGAUGACAUUAUCCUCCUAAGUGAAGGCCAGAUAGUGUAUCAAGGUCCACGUGAACUUGUCCUGGAAUUCUUUGAAUCAUGUGGUUUUCGUUGUCCUGAGAGGAAAGGCACUGCUGAUUUCCUCCAAGAGGUUACCUCUCGUAAGGACCAAGCACAAUACUGGUAUGACCAUAAUCGACCAUACCAAUAUGUUCCAGUAUCUGAAUUUGUUCAGCAUUUUCGUCGCUUCCAUGUGGGCCUUCGUCUAGAGAAUGAGCUAUCCAUUCCCUUUGACAAGAGCCGUUGCCACCGCGCUGCACUUGUUUUCGAGAAGAAUCCUGUACCAUACUCUGAUCUCCUCAGGGCCUCCUUUGCAAAGGAAUGGCUGCUCAUUAAGCGCAAUUCCUUUGUAUACAUCAUCAAGACUGUACAGAUCAUUUUGACGGCUCUCAUAGCAUCAACAGUGUUCUUGAGAACAAGAAUGCACACAGACAGUGUAGAAAAUGGUAGUAUCUACGUUGGUGCACUUCUUUUUAGUCUCAUUGUCAAUAUGUUCAAUGGUUUUGCGGAGCUGUCGAUAAUCAUUGGAAGACUACCAGUUUUCUAUAAGCAGAGGGACUUGCUCUUCUACCCUGCAUGGGUUUUCACCCUUCCAAAUUUUCUACUCACAAUCCCCAUGUCUGUGGUUGAGUCCAUUGCGUGGCUUGUCACCACUUACUACACUAUUGGGUUUGCACCAGAGGCUAGUAGAUUCUUCAAGCAGCUAUUGGUAGUGUUCUUAAUUCAGCAGAUGGCCGCUGGGUUGUUUAGACUUACUGCAGGGGUGUGUAGAUCAAUGAUAAUUUCAAACACUGGAGGCGCUCUCACACUCCUCAUGAUGUUUGUUCUUGGGGGCUUCAUUCUACCAAAAGGUGUAAUACCAAAUUGGUGGAUAUGGGGUUAUUGGGUUUCACCAUUAACAUAUGGGUAUAAUGCUUUAGCUGUCAAUGAAUUUCUGGCUCCCAGAUGGAUGAAUAAAAUUGUAACUGAAACAGAUGGCACAGUUAAAAGUCUGGGCAUUGCUGUUCUAGAAAGUGCCUCCGUCUUCCCAGAAAAAAAAUGGUACUGGAUUGGAGUUGGAGCAGUCUUUGGAUUUGCUAUCCUGUUCAAUGUGCUUUUCACUCUUGCACUAUCAUAUCUUAGUCCUCUUGGAAAGCCACAAGCUACAAUAUCUGAAGAAUCAGAAGAAAAUAUGGAAGAUAGUUUUGAUGAAAUUAUGGGAAGUUCUAAAGAAAGAAUGUUGGGUGCCAACAAAGACCAUUUGCAUCAUGAAUUAUCGACAAAGGAUAAAGCAAAUAAAAGAGAAAUGAUGGAUAUGAAUAUGAAUCGUAACUCAUCCACUGGCCUCAAUGGAGGGUCAUCUGUUAAUGGGGUUAAAGGGGUUGCUCCUAAGAGAGGAAUGGUUCUUCCGUUCACACCAUUAGCAAUGUCUUUUGAUGAAGUAAAUUACUAUGUUGACAUGCCUCCGGAAAUGAAAGACCAAGGAGUACCUGAAGAUAGACUCCAGUUGUUAAGGGGAGUGACUGGAGCUUUUCGCCCUGGAAUCUUGACAGCCCUUAUGGGAGUAAGUGGGGCUGGAAAGACUACACUAAUGGAUGUUUUGGCAGGAAGAAAGACUGGCGGUUACAUUGAAGGCGAUAUAAGAAUCUCUGGUUACCCAAAGUUACAAGAGACUUUUGCUAGAGUUUCUGGUUAUUGUGAACAAAAUGAUAUCCAUUCUCCUCAAGUUACCGUGAAAGAGUCAUUGAUAUACUCUGCCUUCCUCCGUCUUCCCAAGGAAGUAAGCGACGAAGAAAAGAUGAAAUUUGUGGAUGAAGUUAUGGAGUUGGUGGAACUUGAAAAACUCAAGGAUGCCAUUGUUGGCCUUCCAGGAGUUACAGGGUUGUCAACAGAGCAACGAAAGAGGUUAACAAUAGCUGUAGAGCUUGUUGCUAAUCCUUCCAUAAUCUUCAUGGAUGAACCUACUUCAGGUUUGGAUGCAAGAGCUGCGGCUAUUGUUAUGAGAACUGUAAGGAACACGGUUGAUACAGGAAGAACAGUUGUUUGUACGAUUCAUCAGCCUAGUAUUGACAUUUUUGAAGCAUUUGAUGAGUUGUUACUGUUGAAGCGAGGAGGCCAGGUUAUAUACUAUGGACCAUUGGGCCAAAAUUCCCAAAAGAUGAUUGAAUAUUUUGAGGCAAUUUCUGGAGUACCAAAAAUCAAGGACAAAUACAAUCCUGCAACAUGGAUGUUGGAAGUAAGUUCUAUUGCUGCUGAAGCACGCCUUGGAAUGGAUUUUGCUGAGUACUACAAAACAUCAGCUUUGCACCAGAGAAAUAAAACACUGGUUAAUGAUCUCAGUAAGCCAGAUCCGGGUUCAAGUGAUCUCUAUUUCUCCUCGACAUAUUCUCAAUCUUUAUACGGGCAAUUCAAAUCCUGUCUUUGGAAGCAGUGGUGGACCUACUGGAGGAGUCCUGACUACAAUCUAGUCAGAUUUUGCUUCACUUUGUUCACUGCUCUACUUCUAGGAAGUAUCUUUUGGAGGGUUGGAAACAGAAAAGGUGAUGCAAAUGAUCUUCGUAUUGUGAUUGGAGCAAUGUAUGCAGCAGUUUUAUUUGUUGGGGUGAAUAAUUGCUCAACUGUGCAACCAGUCGUUUCAGUCGAGAGGACUGUAUUCUAUCGAGAGAGAGCUGCGGGAAUGUACUCUGCCUUGCCUUACGCUCUUGCUCAGGUUGUGGUAGAAAUUCCAUACGUUGUAAUCCAGGCAGCGUAUUACACACUCAUAGUGUAUUCCAUGAUGAAUUUUGACUGGACGGCUUCAAAGUUUUUUUGGUUUUAUUUCAUUUCGUUCUUCUCCUUCCUCUACUUCACCUUCUAUGGGAUGAUGACAGUGUCGAUCUCACCAAAUCAUCAAGUUGCUGCCAUCUUCGCUGCAACAUUUUAUUCUCUCUUCAACCUUUUCUCUGGCUUUUUCAUUCCAAAACCUAAAAUUCCCAAGUGGUGGAUCUGGUAUUACUGGAUUUGCCCUGUGGCAUGGACUGUUUACGGGCUAAUAACAACCCAAUAUGGCGAUUUAGAUCACAAUAUCCAAGUUCCUGGGCAAGGUCUGGUACCAAUCAAAACCUAUGUUAAAGAACACUAUGGUUAUCACACAGACUUCAUGCCUGUUGUGGCUGUUGUGUUGGUGGGUUUCUGUGUAUUCUUUGCCUUCACCUUCGCUUUCUGCAUCAGGACAUUAAAUUUCCAGCAGAGGUAAAGGCAAGAGAUGUAGAGAUCAUAAUAUUUCCAGUUGGAAUUUUGUAUAAUCUCCACAUAUCAACUUUUUUUUUCUUUUGGCUGUCUCAAUUUGCUGUACAUAUGGAUUUAGAACGAAGCAGACAGUACCAAGAUCUUGAGUUUUGUUGAAAUUAACGGAUCUUGUUAUCCGGGCAAUAUCCGGUUUGAUGUAGAAUUUCUAAAUUUUUUUAUAUAGGUCAAUUUACUGCUUCAAAUAUGGUCAGAAGGGAAAA